Molecule: messenger RNA, 2018 nt
Organism: Prunus dulcis (almond)
Lineage: Eukaryota; Viridiplantae; Streptophyta; Magnoliopsida; Rosales; Rosaceae
Product: putative pentatricopeptide repeat-containing protein At1g64310
Exons: 2
Coding region: 80-1897 (605 amino acids)
Biological process (GO): RNA modification
Molecular function (GO): protein binding; RNA binding
Source: RefSeq, a predicted model, not a curated record
UUUCCAUUUGCUUCACUUGGAUCUCUCCAAGGUUUAUUUAUCUUUAUCAAGAACCAAGCAGUUGCAUGCUUUGAUUCUCAUGACCCAUCUCUCCCACGACCCAUUUUAUGCAACUAGAAUCGUUAGAUUCUAUGCAGUCAAUGGUGACCUUCACUCUGCUUGUAAGCUGUUCAAUGAAAGUCCCAGCCAAAGCGUCUACCUUUGGAACUCCAUAAUUCGAGCGCACGCUCAAGCCCACAAAUUUGAGGAAGCAUUUUCUCUGUUUACUAAGAUGCUUAGAACCGAAAUCAAACCUGAUAACUUCACUUAUGCUUGCAUUAUACGUGCAUGCUCUGAGAGCUUUGAUUUGGAAGGACUGAAGCUUGUCCAUUGUGGAGUAACAGUUUCAGGGUUAGGAUUGGACUCUAUUUGUAGCAGUGCACUUGUUACAGCUUAUUCAAAACUCGGCCUUGUUGAUGAAGCAAGUAGGGUGUUUUAUGGGACACCAGAGCAGGAUUUGGUUCUGUGGAAUUCUAUAAUUUCAGGUUAUGGAAACUGUGGACGUUGGGACAAAGGGUUGCAACUGUUUAGUGAGAUGAGAAGCAUGGAGACGAUGCCGGAUGGAUACACAAUUGUUGGGUUGCUUUCGGGUUUAUCGGAUUCUAGCUUGAUAACUAUUGGCCAAGGACUACAUGGUCUUUGUUUGAAAUGUAAUUUAGAUUCUAAUGCUCAUGUAAGCAGUGUCCUUGUGAGCAUGUAUUCAAGAUGCAUGUCUAUGAACUCUGCACAUAGAGUUUUUAGUGGUUUGUUCCAGCCAGAUUUAGUUACAUGGUCUGCUUUGAUAACUGGGUAUUCACAGUCUGGGGAUUAUGGUAAGGCAUUGCUCUUCUUCAAGAAUUUGAACAUGGAAGGUAAGAAGGCUGAUUCCAUUUUGAUUGCCAGUGUGUUGGCUGCUGCUGCUCAGAUAGCAAAUGUAGGGCCUGGCUGUGAGAUACAUGCUUAUGUUCUUCGACAUGGACUUGAAUCUCAUGUCAUGAUUUCCUCUGCUCUCAUAGCCAUGUAUUCAAAGUGCGGUUUCUUGGGCAUGGGGACUCGUGUGUUUGAGAUCAUGCCAGAAAAGAAUAUUAUUUCCUACAAUUCAUUAAUAUUGGGUCUUGGUUUGCAUGGCCUUGCCUCUGAGGCCUUUAGAAUGUUUGAUGAGAUACUGAGAAAUGGGUUAAAACCUGAUGAAUAUACUUUUACUGCUCUCCUUGGUGCGUGCUGCCAUGCUGGCCUUGUCAAAGAUGGCCGUCAAAUUUUCAGAAGAAUGAAAGAUGAGUUUUGCAUUCAACCUAGAACAGAGCAUUAUGUUCAUAUGGUAAAACUUCUUGGGAUGGAAGGAGGGUUGGAAGAGGCUUACAAUCUAAUCUUGUCCUUGUCAGAACCAGUGGACUGCGGCAUUUGGGGAGCCCUGUUAUUGUGCUGCGAUGUCUGUGGAAAUUCUGAGCUGGCAGAAAUUGUAGCCCAGAGGCUCUUUGAGAGUAGUUCUGAGAAAGGUGCUUAUAGAGUCAUGCUUUCUAAUAUAUAUGCUGGCGAUGGGAGAUGGGAUGAUGCGAAGAAGUUGAGAGAUCACACAACAGAAGGCAAACUGAGGAAGAUAACGGGGCUUAGCUGGAUUAAAGGUGGCGAGAAGAGUUUGUCGCACAUUGACUGCAGAGAUGGCAUGAGAAAGAUUAUUGGAAGAAAAGGAGGUAGCUUUGGAUGUCAAAGUGACAUUGAUAGCAAGAAUACAGUGCCCAUCCGCAGCCUAAGAAUAAUUGUUACAACCUCUCCGCCUUCACCGACUAAAAAUCCACGAAACUCACAGGGCACUACUGCACCUCCUCCGCUAUAUGAUGGCCGGAUACCUAUGUUUAUUUCUUUUCCCAUUGUUCCCUAGGGAAGAUACUUGUUGCCUCAUUUGCAAGUCCAUUUGGUCUUUGUACAAGCGACUUGAGUCAAAGUAUGUAAAUUUGUUUGAAUAUUUUUGCAAGUAUACAAAUCCAUAAUUAUCUCUUCAA